Messenger RNA from Porites lobata, 3706 nucleotides. The record is from the annotation of a GenBank genome assembly. NCBI's taxonomy places the organism in Eukaryota, Metazoa, Cnidaria, Anthozoa, Scleractinia, Poritidae.
AUAUCUCGAUUUGGCCGGAAUUUUACGAAGUUUUCGCAGUCACAACAUGGCGAAUUCUUUGCUGCAGCUGGGCUUGCUUUUAAUCACAGCUCUCUACGCAGGAUUCCUACCGAUAGAAACCUCUGCACAAACGCAGAUUUGUUCAUAUUUUGGUAUGAAUUAUUGAUUUUAAUAUCUUGCUGCUUCUAUCUUUUCAGAGAGGGUUUAGAACGACGCGUUUGUGAUUUCCUUAAGCUAUCAUUUAAGCUUAAUACAUUUGAGCUUUCAAUGUGUAUAUCGAAUGGAUGUGGAAGAAAGGUUUAACUUCAGCUUUCUUUUGUCAAAAAGCUAAAAAAAUUCAUUAUUAUUCGCAUGAUUUAAACAGGAAACAGGAUAGGAUGAAUAAUAUCACCAGUUUGUUACUACGUCACUCGAACUUCUGCUCGAAGUCACGAUUUCGUUUUCGGGGAAUUCCCCAGAUACGGAAUGUGUCGAAUAUGCUACAGUGUAUUUAUCUUUUGGGGUGUAAACAAUCGUGCAUAAUCUCAUUUACGUACUGAAUACUUUCUCAGAUAAUUUAUUGUCAAAUACCGACAAAACUCAAUUUUAGCUGAAUUUAAUUUUGUUUACAUGAAUAGCUUGUUGUUGAGUCUGCAAAAACUGCUGUGGCCAUAAUAUUAGCCAAAUUUUCAGUGAAAAUCCCCAAUUUUUUAACCUUAACAAAAAAACUUCUAGACUUUUUUUAAGGUAUUCUUUUUGCAGGUAGAAUUGACCUUUUUUCCAUUGCUGAGGACAUAUGGGCAAAACAAAAUAAUCAUGAUUUUAUUGUGUGUGUUCACUCAAGUGGAAUGUGGGAAAGGCCCAGGGAAGUGGGUACUCUAGGAAUUUUUAGGUGGGGGUGUGCCACUGGGACUGUGUAAGCGUGAGCCUAUACCAGACCUAGUUGCCUUUCUAUCCUAGACUCACAAUUUUCCCGGUUUCCCUGGUCUAACAUCUUUAACUGACUGAUCAGUUUCCUCCAUAAUGCUACCCUGCAUCUAUCCUAGACCCAAACCUUUAGAUUUCUGUACCCCAUACUAGACUAAACUGCUUGAAAACCCUUUCUUUCACAGCAGCACAUACCCAUAGGGCCCAUAUAAGGCAGUGCCCCCUUCGCCGGGGCAAAAGUCGAAAGCCAGUUGAAUGUACCAUAAUUUUACAUAAGCUUUUAAUACAGCAUUGAGAAGAGCCCUACUCUAAAUGCCAUGUGGAAUAGAUUUUCCACAUUUUGCCACAAUGAACACUCUCAGUGAAAUAGGGUCGAGGCCACCGUUUCAUUCACAUCACUGUGUCUUGUAACCUUAAGCCCUGGUGGAAUUUGGUAUGAAAUUGACGGGGAUGCUCAUUGAAAAAUUAGGCUAUUUUACCCCUAAAAGCAGACACGGAUCCAGGAUAAAUACUGACCGAUUUCCAGAACGAGCCCCAAGGCGCAAGCUUCUAUUUUUUGGAUUUUAACUCCUUAAAGUCCCCAUUCCUGGGUUUCUGAGUCACUCAGACAGGAUAUUGGCCAGAUUUAAACUUGGAAAGUGAAUUCUGUUUUUGAAAAUAUAUUUAUUGUGAAAAAUCUGACUGAUUUCCGUAAAACGGAAGAAACCGGUGUGGAUCCGUGCCUGAAAAGAUACUAAUCUAGGCAUGGCUGAGGCUUUUUUUGCUCAUCUUUUAACAAGUAUGACUGUAUUUGUUUUAUUUUUAUUUAGGUGUAUUUUUAUUUGUAACCCGAAGCAAUUCCUUAUUGGCUAAAAACAUUGGUCUUCCAUCCUGAAUACCCUAAAUGAAACCAAAAUCUGCAAUUUCUACAGCUUAGUGAGACAGCAACCGUCUUGAUCAAUUUUUAUGGGAGUAGCCCCUUACCCCAAGCUUCCGGUUAGUGCCUUUGUUCAUCAGACUGGGAUCAAUUUUUUUGUGCUUUUAAUUAUGAUCAGGGGCACCCAACGACUCUUUUCUGUAAAAUAACUGUUCAAGGCAGCAAAUAUUGCCUAGAAAUUUCUGAAGCUCGAAAAAGGCCAAAAAUUUCUGGAUAGCCGUUCCAGUUGCCUAAGAUGUUUGGAGUUUUUCUACUUUGUUACCUUUGAUUUUCGAAGGUUGUGUUCUUCACAUUUUAUUACCAAGAUAUUGAGAAUGGUGCUUAAAAAAACGUCUCCUGAAUAUUUCAGUAUAAAGACAAAGCACCCCUAGAAUUUUCUAAUGAUAGUACUGCUACUCCAUUUCCUCGAACUUUCAGUUGGACCCAUCAGGAAAGCUAAUAGUUUUGGAUGAGAGAAAAAAUCCACCAAAAACUUUCGAAAUGACCAAAGUUCCACUAAGACAGCAGAACAGAUAAAUAGUUUUUAGGGCAGCUCCAAAUUAACCAAACAGGCCUCUAAAGUACAGAGAAAAUCAUUUGAGAUACUUCUGACAUAUUUGGAAACAUUAUUUUGGUUGUUGUUUGCCCCUGUAUGAUUUUAAUAUCAAAUCUGACCCAAUUUGUAGGUACUCAAAGGAGGCCGAAAGAGGCUUACAGCCUCUCCAACUGCACCUGGUUCAGGGAGCGCUCUUGCUGCACAAGAACGGAGGUAACAUCAACAUUUGCUGGGAUGCCACAUCUUGAUACCUCAAGUGAUGAAUGCCGCAAUCACUUGAACUACAUGAUGUGCUAUUUCUGCAGUCCAGACCAAUACCUUUGGUUUCGACAAGACAAACUACAUAUCUGCAAGAGCUUCUGCGAUGAUGUCUACACACACUGCAAGGAUGCAAAAUACAAUGGAAAAAAGAUUGGUUCAGCAUACUUGGAUGGUGGCGACUUCUGCAAGGGGCAGUCCUUCAGUGUCUUGGAUGAGGAUAGUGACCUGUGUUUCAAAUAUGAUCAAACAUUGUUUGGAGCUGCGUCAUUGCUACUCCCACAUGUGCACAUUGUGGCAUUGUUGCUUGUUUUAGGCCUGACAAACUAUUUUCCCUGGACUUGAUGUACUCCCUUCAUUUUAUUCACUUUAUUUGAGAACAUUGUAUAUUCAGAUGUAUAUUAUAAACUCUAUAAAAAAUGUAAUUGGCUAACAUAGAAGCAAAAAUUAUCCGUGAUGCCCAAAUUCUUUAUUCAAAGUAAUUACCACUAAGGAGACUAGCCUGCGUGGCAGGCGUUUGAAAGGGAAGGGAAAGGGAGUUUUGGGAAAGGGAGUUUUAGGCGCGAGAGAAAUGCGAGGGGCGCGCGAGGAAAGAGGGAGGGAAACCCCCUCCUCCCUCCUCCCUCGCGCGUGGUCUCGCGCCCUAAUUCCCUUCCCCUUCCCUUUCGAACGCCUGCCACGCAGGCCAUAAGGAGACCUGAUAAUAAAGCAAUAAUUAUGGUAUAUUUUUAUUAACUUUGAGCUUAAACUUCAAAUUGUGAAAAGAAGCAACUUUUGUUGAAAGUCUGUUGAAAAAAAUCAUGUCUACAUUACAAUUAUAGAUGAUUCUCAAGCAUUGUAGACAUGUCCGACGUCAUUCAUGUAAUAAGUUGAAGCAAACUUGAAAACAGUGGGCUGCCAUCCAAGUCUACCAGAAAGCAAUCCUUUUUAAUCAUCCUUCAGUCUUAACCUAUUUACACUAUUGUAUCAGGAGCCGAUUACUCCUGAUUGUAUGAGUUUUCUAUUUCUCUUGUGUUGUUCUACAGCUUGAAUAUUUCAGUCAGUUUUGUGUGUUGUAACUUGAGCAUGCACAAAACAAAAACAAGGGCUCC